AUGCUCUACCGGUCUUAUCCACAUUUACAAUCCGGCUCAUAUCUUCAGCUGGCUUGGUCACGCUUCAAGGAAACCGGACACACGUUUACAUUCUACCAGCUAGGGACCGAGAAGAUCCUCACAAUUGAUCCCGAAAACAUCAAAGCGGUGCUGUCAACCCAAUUCAGUGACUUUGCUCUUGGUAAUGAAAGGGCGGAGCAUUUUGAGCCUUUUAUCGGACAUGGCAUCUUCACCGCCGACGGCGAGGCAUGGCAGCGCUCAAGACAGCUCGUGAGACCUUGCUUCCGAACCGACGACUUGAGUGGUUUGGCUAGGUUUGAAGAGCACGUCGUCAAUCUCCUCGUGGGCCUUCCCAGGGAUAGGGAAGCCAAAGUCGAUCUUCAAGAACUCUUUCUACAUCUGACCAUCGACAUCGCGAGCGAGUUUCUCCUUGGCCAAUCGAAAUCCCUCCUAAAAGGAAAAAACAUCGAGCAAGGAAAGUCAUUCGCCACAGCCUUUCGACGCUCGCAGGAAGCCAUGUUGCGCUACUUUGCUCUCGGUCGUCUUUCAGACUUGGUGCCGCGCUCCAAGCAAGAAAUCGAAGACAAGGCAGUCAUGAGAGAAUUCGUGACCCCGUUCGUUACGAGAGCUAUGGAAGCCAAGAAUGAUCGUUCUGCUUCGAAUCUCGAUGAUCUUCCAGCUCCUGCCUAUACCUUUGCGUCCAGGCUGGCUGAAACCACGACAGACUUCGAUGCUAUUUCAGGUAAUCUGCUGAACAUCCUACUCGCAGGACGAGAUACGACAGCAAGUCUGCUUAGCAGCAUGUUCUUCGUCUUGUCUAGGAAUCCGAACAUUUGCGAGCGGCUGAAAAUGGAGGUGUCCGAAACAGUCGAUGUCAAUUGUGGACUGCCGACUCUGGAACAGCUCAGAUCCAUGCCAUAUCUCAAGGCGUGCAUCAAUGAAUGCCUGAGACUGUAUCCGCCGGUUCCUCGCAACUCUCGUACUGCUGUGCGGGACACAACCUUGCCAAGAGGUGGUGGACCGGAUGGUACACAGCCUCUAGGCGUUCCCAAAGGCACUCAGGUCGGCUAUCAGAUCUUCUCGAUGCAUCGAAGAAGGGACAUCUUCGGGGAGGAUGCAGAGGACUUUAUCCCGGAACGAUGGAUCAACCGCAGCCUUCGUCCUGGCUGGGGUUAUCUACCAUUCAAUGGAGGCCCAAGAAUCUGUCUCGGUCAACAGUUCGCCAUAAACCAAGCAUCCUACGUCACGGUGCGACUGUUGCAACACUUUGAAAGCCUGCAUGCGGCUGACGAGAAACCUUGGACGGAAGAUCUCGGUCUGAGUUGCUCCCUCAAACAUGGCGUUCGUGUCUUUGUCAGGGUCAAAAGCGAAGCCAAUCUGCAGAAGGAUGCGAGAUGUGGAUAA
Messenger RNA from Zasmidium cellare ATCC 36951, 1404 nucleotides. RefSeq lists its product as uncharacterized. The transcript has a single exon. Bases 1 to 1404 code for a protein of 467 amino acids. The record is from RefSeq and is a predicted model, not a curated record. Gene Ontology annotation, molecular function: heme binding; oxidoreductase activity, acting on paired donors, with incorporation or reduction of molecular oxygen; monooxygenase activity. NCBI's taxonomy places the organism in Eukaryota, Fungi, Ascomycota, Dothideomycetes, Mycosphaerellales, Mycosphaerellaceae.